ACGAUAAACCUUUUGAAAAAUCUAGAAGAACUGGUGCUAACUAUACCAGGACUCUCAAUGUUAAUCUGUUAUCAAAUAAAAACAAAUUCAAAUUCAAUCCUAUUGACAAGAAAGAAAAAUUAUUAAAUAAAAAACUUAACGCAAAAAAUAUAACAGUAAACAUAAAACAAAUAGUAGAAACACUGAAAAGUAAAUCAAUUUCCAAAGUUAUAAUUUUAUUAAAAAAUAAUAACAAUAAUUUGAACAAAGAUCAAAUUACUGAAGAAAUGACAGGUGUGGAAGAAAAUGAAGAAAACAAAAAAUUAAAUGAAAAUCAAGAAAAUAAUAAUACAAUUGGUUGGACAAAAGUAGUAAAGAAUAAAAAUAAAGGAAAAGGUAAAGAAAAAGAAUUACCUAAUGAAGACAAUACAAAUGAAUAA
This is a messenger RNA of Diversispora eburnea, 419 nucleotides long. The record is from the annotation of a GenBank genome assembly. NCBI's taxonomy places the organism in Eukaryota, Fungi, Glomeromycota, Glomeromycetes, Diversisporales, Diversisporaceae.